This is a messenger RNA of Arachis ipaensis, 1375 nucleotides long. Lineage: Eukaryota; Viridiplantae; Streptophyta; Magnoliopsida; Fabales; Fabaceae. The record is from RefSeq and is a predicted model, not a curated record.
CAUUGCAUCACUUCACAUUCUCUCUCUGACAUGGAGACAAUUCUUUCAUCAUCAGCGUUGGCGCUUCCAUGUCUCAAAACAUCUAAAUGCCGCCGCACCGCCAUGCUUCGCGUUAGGGCCUCUGUAGCCAUUGACCAACACACUCACCAGACCACCUCCAACCUCGCACUCCUCAGAAUUGGAACCAGAGGAAGAGCAGUCCACUGGCUCUAGCUCAGGCAUAUGAGACCAGAGACAAACUAAUGUCAUCACAUCCGGAGCUAGCGGAAGAAGGAGCCAUUCAGAUUGUAGUAAUUAAAACAACUGGUGACAAAAUACUAUCGCAACCGCUUGCAGACAUAGGUGGGAAGGGCCUCUUUACCAAAGAAAUAGAUGAGGCACUGAUAAACGGCGACAUUGACAUUGCUGUCCACUCAAUGAAAGAUGUUCCUACUUAUUUACCUGAUAAAACAAUUUUGCCUUGCAACCUUCCACGCGAGGAUGUAAGAGAUGCAUUUAUAUCAUUGACUGCAAGUUCACUAGCCCAUCUACCUGCUGGAAGUGUUGUUGGUACUGCUUCACUCAGACGAAAGUCGCAGAUACUCCAUAGAUAUCCAUCUCUUAGUGUUCAGGAAAACUUCCGCGGCAAUGUCCAAACAAGGCUGAGAAAACUCAGUGAGGGUGUUGUCCAAGCUACACUAUUGGCAGUAGCUGGACUCAAACGAUUAAAUAUGACAGAAAAUGUGACUUCAACCCUAUCAAUUGAUGACAUGCUUCCAGCAGUUGCCCAAGGCGCAAUUGGAAUAGCCUGUAGAAGUGACGAUGACAAAAUGGCCGAAUACCUUGCUUCGCUGAAUCACGAAGAAACAAGGCUAGCAGUUUCAUGUGAAAGAGCCUUCCUUGAGACUCUAGAUGGAUCUUGCCGCACUCCUAUAGCAGGUUAUGCUUGCAGAAACGAAGAUGGAAAUUGCUUGUUUAGAGGACUAGUUGCUUCACCAGAUGGAACCCGUGUGCUUGAAACAUCAAGGAUUGGUGCAUAUGCUGUUGAAGAUAUGAUGAAGAUGGGUAAGGAUGCUGGGGAGGAGCUUCUUUCUAGAGCUGGACCUGGCUUUUUCAGUAGUUAGAUAUCUAUGUUAACAGGGUUAUAGGGUGUGUAGGUAAGAUAGGUUGCAUUGGCCAGCCUUUUCUCUAAGGUGGCUUCAUCCAAGGUUUAAGGUUAUUUAUUUGACCCGUUGUCCCGUUUAGUUGUAAAGAUUUGAGAAGUGAGCCUCUAACGAGGGUCGUGUUGUGACUUGUGUCUUGUGUAUUUUCACGAGAUUGGGAAAAGCCAAAUUUUGUAGUGAGGAUUGUGUGGAAGCAAGAAUAUAAAAUAUUACAAUUACAAUAAUUUCUAAAA